Messenger RNA from Heteronotia binoei (common prickly gecko), 6417 nucleotides. It is a transcript of the gene RBM27, whose product is annotated as RNA binding motif protein 27. The transcript is spliced from 21 exons. The record is from RefSeq and is a predicted model, not a curated record. Gene Ontology annotation, biological process: mRNA processing. Gene Ontology annotation, molecular function: RNA binding; metal ion binding. NCBI's taxonomy places the organism in Eukaryota, Metazoa, Chordata, Lepidosauria, Squamata, Gekkonidae. Bases 129 to 3170 code for a protein of 1013 amino acids. Gene Ontology annotation, cellular component: nucleus.
CCUACGUUCAGCGAAGAGGGGGGAGGGGCGGGGGCUGUCGCUGGUCGGGAGCAGCUAAGCGGCGCGGGGCUGAAGGGAGCGCGGCGGGGCGAUGCGGCCCGGAGUGUAGCCGUUGCAGCGCCGUCAUCAUGAUCAUAGAGAACGUGGACGCGCUGAAGUCCUGGCUGGCCAAGUUACUGGAGCCAAUAUGUGAUGCUGAUCCCUCAGCCUUGGCUAACUAUGUUGUGGCAUUGGUCAAGAAAGACAAGCCGGAAAAGGAGCUGAAGGCUUUCUGUGCUGAUCAGCUAGAUGUGUUUCUACAAAAAGAAACGUCAGGUUUUGUUGAUAAACUCUUUGAGAGCUUGUACACCAAGGAUUAUCUAUCUCCCAAUGAACCAGCAAAACCAGAAUCUAAGACUGCAGGGCAAGGAAAAGAAGAAAUCAAAGAGGAGAUAUUUCAGGAAUCUUUUGAAGAGGACCGAGAGGGCAAAAAGAAGAAAUAUACUAGUCCACAGAAAAAUCGUUCCGAUACUAAUGAACAAAGAAUGAGAGAAAGAAAAAGAGAUGAUGGCAAAUGGAGAGACUAUGAUAGAUACUAUGACCGGAAUGACUUGUACAGAGACAAGUACGAUUGGCGCAGAGGAAGAAGUAAGAGUCGCAGUAAAAGCAGAGGAUUGAGUCGAAGUCGGAGUCGCAGCAGAGGUAGAAGCAAAGACCAGGAUGCAAACAAAGAGCGGGAUACAAACAGAAAUGUUGAACACAGAGAGAGAGCCAAAUUCAAGUGUGAAAGGAGUGACAUGGAAAGUUCAUAUAACCCUGUGGCUUUGUCUGCUGCAAACUCUACUGAGCAGUAUUCCUCUGGUGCACAGUGUAUUCCCAGUGCUGUUACAGUGAUUGCACCUGCUCACCAUCCUGAAAACACAACAGAAAGCUGGUCAAAUUACUACAACAAUCAUUCUUCUAAUUCAUUUGGCAGAAAUGCUCCACCAAAAAGGCGAUGUCGAGAUUAUGAUGAGCGAGGGUUUUGUGUACUUGGUGACCUCUGCCAAUUUGAUCAUGGCAAUGAUCCACUGGUCGUUGAUGAAGUGUCUUUGCCAAGCAUGAUUCCUUUUCCUCCACCACCUCCGGGACUUCCUCCCCCUGGAAUGCUAAUGCCUCCUGCACAGGGCCCUGCUCACAACAUGAGAAUGCCAGGUCCACAAAUACAUCCUCGGCCACCACCUCCUGUCAGAAUUCCUAUACCAAGGCCACCUUUGUCACAAUCAAGUUUGAUAAACAACCGUGACCAGCCAGGUACAACUACGGUGCAUAGCCUUGCACCUGUGGGAGCAAGACUACCUCCUCCUCUACCCCAAAACCUAUUGUAUACAGUAUCAGAACAUACGUAUGAACCAGAUGGCUAUAAUCCAGAGGCUCCUAGUAUUACUAGUGCUGGUAGAUCUCAGUAUCGACAGUUCUUUUCAAGAACACCAAUGCAACGUCCUAAUCUUAUUGGCCUGACUUCUGGUGAGAUGGAUACAAAUCCAAGAGCUGCUAAUAUUAUCAUCCAGACUGAGCCUCCAGUUGGCAUUUUGAGUAACAACACUAAUGUAUCCAGAGUAGUGCUUGAGCCAGACAACAGGAAGCGAGCUUUAAACACUACAGAAGGACCAUCUAUAAAGAAACCCUGGAUUGGAAAGCAGGCUAAUAACAGUCAGAAUAAGCCAGGAUUCCCAAAGAAGAACCCAUAUACAAACACCAAGUUGGAAGUUCGUAAAAUACCCCCAGAACUGAACAAUAUUACACAGCUUAAUGAACACUUCAGCAAGUUUGGAACAAUUGUCAACAUUCAGGUUGCCUUCAGAGGUGAUCCAGAAGCUGCUUUAAUUCAGUACUUAACUAACGAUGAAGCCAGAAAAGCCAUUUCUAGCACAGAGGCAGUAUUAAACAAUCGGUUUAUAAGAGUUUUGUGGCAUCGAGAAAACAGUGAGCAGCAGCCGUUACAACCUACCCAACAGCAGCAGCAGCAGCAGACCCAACUACCACUUCAUCACCAAGUUCACCUGCAGCAACAAAUGCUAACACAGACUCCAGCUGUAACAGUGCACAGCAGUGUGCCAAAGGUAACAAAUAAACCUCUGACAGCAGGUUCCUAUGUCAUUAACAAAGUUCCAGUUAAAUAUCGCCUUGGAGCAACUGGUGGAAAUCAGCUGGAUUCUCAACAUUUGUUGCUUAGCCAGUCCAGUGCUGCAGCAGAGGAUGCCCAGAUGUUUCCCACUUCUGCUGCCCACACAAAGAUGGUGUACAGUUCCUCCAACUUAAAGACAUCCAUAAAAUCUAGCACAGGAAAUAAAUCCCACAAUGUCCAAGACGUUCUGAAAAAGAAACAGGAGGCACUGAAGCUACAACAAGACAUGAGGAAGAAAAAGCAAGAGAUGCUAGAGAAGCAAAUAGAAUGUCAAAAGAUGCUGAUAUCAAAGCUAGAAAAGAAUAAAGCCAUGAAACCAGAGGAGAGAGCAGAGAUCAUGAAGACACUGAAAGAGCUAACAGGAAAAAUCUCACAGUUGAAAGAUGAAUUAAAAACUUCAUCUGCAGCUUCUACAACAUCAAAACUGAAAUCUAAAACUGAGGCACAGAAGGAACUUUUGGAUGCAGAACUAGACUAUCACAAGAGACUGUCUUCAGGAGAAGAUACAACAGAGUUAAGGAAAAAGCUCAACCAGUUACAGGUGGAGGCUGCUCGUUUAGGUAUCUUGCCUGUUGGUCGUGGAAAAGGAAUGUCUGCUCAAAGCAGAGGGCGAGGGCGAGGUCGUGGAGGAAGAGGGAGAAGUACAGUGAACCAUAUGGUGGUAGAUCAUCGUCCCAAAGCACUAACUAUUGGUGGCUUUGUGGAAGAGGAAAAAGACGAGUUGUUGCAGCAUUUCUCAAAAUUUGGAGAUAUUGAAGGCCUUCAUGAAGAGGACUCUCCUUUAAGUAUUGUUCUGACAUUCAAAUCCCGCUCCGAAGCUGAAAUUGCUGCCAACCAAGGAUUAAAGUUCAAAGACAGACAACUACAGAUAUCAUGGCACAAACCCAAGGUACCCUCUGUAUCUGCUGAAACUGAGGAGGAAGAACCUAAGGAAGAGGAGACAGAAACCUCAGAUUUAUUUUUGCCUGAAGAUGAUGAUGACGAUGACGAAGAUGAAGAUGAAUCUCGUUCUUGGAGAAGAUGAAACUUGAAACUGAAUCAUAUAGUUUUAGAACUGUUCAAAGUAAAACUUUUAAAAAUUAUUUAAAGGAAGUGAAUGAGCCAAAAAUUUGUUUUGUUUUUUCUUUUCUUUUAUAUACAAUAGAGCAAGUGUGAGUUUCAUAUAUGAACGUGGCAAAGAAGUAGCCAUCACAGUAGAUCAGCCAAAGGCCCAAAGCUUAUACAGACCUAUAAAGAUGGUUGUGAUCCUCUGAUAACAUUUCAUCUUGAGUCUUUCAAGCCCAAUUUGUAUCCAUUCUUGUUUUUAAAAUAUGGAUUAUAUUAUUAUCAAUUGCCUUUCAGGUUUUAUUUAAUAAUACAGUUUCAGGUGACAGAUGUAGGUAAAAUUCAUUUAUAUAUAAGCAUUGCCUUGAAUCUGAGAAUUCAACAAAGGUCAUUCAUUUGAUGAUGUGCUAUUUAGCUUUAAGUCCAUUUCACUUCUGUGUUUGUAAACCACCAAGAAUUGCACAAAAUGUGAUUGUGGAAAAGAUCGUAGUGCAAGGCUGCCCAGCCGAAGUCUAUUGCAUUGUAUUCUGUCUAGACAUUGUGAGCACUGUUGAGUCAUGUCGUAAUAUUUUAGUUAUUCUCCAAUUAAUACGCAGAAUUAACUCAAUCCAUUCGAUUAAUUUUGGGUUCAGUUGACCAGCCACAUUCACUUUGAUGGAAUAAGAGUAGGCCUCCUGCACAAAUUGCAUUGAAGUGAACAGUUUUUGGUGAAGAACAUCCUCUACCAGUAUUGGAAAAUGUGUUUAGACUUUUUAAAUGUUCCCCAGCCAUUAGAACUCAUUCUACUAACUCCAUGAUUGAAUUAGCUAUUUUUAAUUUUUUAAAGGCCAAGUCUAUGCAGUAUUCCAAGAAAGCUACCGUCUGUAGCCCACAAAGACCAAGCCUUGCCCUAAAAAAGCACUUGGAGUGAUAUAAUGCUGAACUCUCUACAGAGCAUUUCUUAAACUGAAUGUUAAAACUGUUGUUAAAGAGAGACAUAUUUAAUGAUGAUUAACUUUUGUUUGCAUUUGAUUUUCUCUUGUUUCUUUAAGCACCAAAUAGUAAAUACCGGUUCUGAUAGAGACUCGGUUAACAUGUUUUGACUAACCAGAACAUUAGAUACUCAUACCUAUUACAUUGCUCUGAAACCUAAAUGAUUUACCCAGUGGGUCUUUUCCCUUCCUUCUUAGUGUCUCUGUACUGUAGUCAAUCCACAAUAGCACUAUGUUACAAUGUUAUGUAAGGCAUGUGAUGUCACUUGCAUCCUGAAUGUUAAAAUUGGAAAGAGCAGAGGAAACAUUAUUCUAUGAACUGUCCUGAUACUAAAACAUAGGUGCAAGCAAAUAAGAAAAAUAUAUUAAUUUCAAAAGUCUUUAUGUUCAAAUAUAAUAACACAAGUGGUAUUUGAUUAACUCUUAUAUACCAGAAGUAGUAAAUUAACUAAGUCUGGAAAUGAUGUUACAUAAAGUCAGGCAUAUUUUUUUCCUGUUCUUCCCCUUAGUUUGGUUUCUUUGUUCUUGUGGUGGUCUGUAAGAAGCCAAACCAGCAUUAGUUUAUGUCCUAGUGACAUUUUGAGAGGAGUUUAAUUUUAAAGAGAUUUUUCCCCCUUCACAUGAAGGUCUUUGUUUUCUAGAUUGCUACAUUCCUACUACUGUUGAAUCUCAGUGAAUGAAGUUUAAAAAAAAAAAAGCACGAUUGUUGCACAUCUAAUAUUCAAAGCCUUGCUCUUCUGUCACCUUUAAUAUCUUUGGAAUGUCUCAGCUCAGCUUAUGGUUUGAAUGACCCAUCACAGCAAAAUGCUUGAGUCUGGACAGUUUAAGCAAAUGAUAGAGGGAACAAAGGAUUUAUAUAUAUAUAUAUACACACACACAUAUAUACAUAUAUAUAGAUAUAGAUAUAGAUAUGUAUGUAUGUGUAUAUAUAUAUAUAUAUGUAUGUAUGUAUAUUGUACAGGGUUUUUCUUACAGCUGUAUAAUUUUGUAAAUAUUUUGCUUUUUUGUGUACUAAAACUACCAGCAUCUAGAUUUCCAUAAGAAUUCUUGUAUUUUUGUAUCCGGAAGACUACAAGGAACAAGUGAAGCUAUAAGAAAUUUCGGUAGCUUUUCAGACAGACCGGAUGGGAUUCCUUUUCAUAUGGUUUUUAAAGUUUUGUUAGCUCACUGUUCAAAAAAGGAAAAAUGCCCUUCCUCAUAAGUGUUGGCUUUUUUAGUUGUGUGUGAAAUACAGGAGUUGAGGGGAAAGGUGUUUAAUGAGGAGGGGGGUUAAAGGAUAUGUUGGCUUACAUAAAUCCUCUAGUGACAUCUUAAAUGUGAUUUCUUUCCCCAGAAGCACAAAAAUGAGUUGUGCCCCUGAACUCAUGUAUCGAAAGCAUACUAUUGUGUUACUGGGAAUGUAAGUGAUGGGCAGCAGAGUGGUAAUUCAGUUAAUACAGAGGAGAAAGCAAAAACUAGUUCAAAGUGACCUUCAUUUUGACAUUGCUAUGGAUCUCCCUGUAUUAGAACUUAGUCUGACACCAUUUGUAUGUUUUAGGUAGGUAAUGUCAGGUAACACUUUAUUUUUAGUUUCUCUGAAAAUAUAACUUCCACCUUCACAAGCUAUAAUGGACUUAGCAUAAUUAAUCUCAAAUAUAUCUUCCAAGUAAAUUCAUAACUAUAAGUCGAUCUAAAAUAAAAUGUUACCAUUCUAGAAUUAUGCCUUCCUGACCACUCAAGAAUGUGUAGAACUGAUAGAAAAUGAAAAGAAUUUUACUGUCAGUUGGUCAGUGAAUCACCCCCUAAAACUUACAUGUAUUACUGCUUAUAUAAGCUGUCUGGUGUGGAAUCUUUUGUGGGGUUUUUUGUUUUGUUUUAUAAAUCCUGAAACAUUAAAAAACAGCAUCUGAAAACUGGUUUGAAAAUAUAUGACCACAUACAAUAGAGAUGCUUCAAUGGUUUUUAACAAAAUCAUGUGAAAAGGAAUAUUAAAUUCCUCUCAAUGUAUAGUAAAUUUGUAUUAUAGUUUUUACAAAAUUGUGAACGUGUAAUAGUAUAUUAGAAGAUAUUGUUGAAUUUCUAACUGUUUAUACAUUUAAAUUCAUACAUGUAAUGUUUGUUUUAUUGAUUACAAUCUGAAUUUCUAAGAUGCAUGUUGUCUUUUUGCAAUAAAGAAAGAAUAUGGAAUGGUUCAAAAUUAAACAAAAAAAGCAUAAACAAUUUAAAUACAAAUUUGGAAAAUUUAAUAGCCAUUCCAAAAAAAUAUUACCACAAAAA